AUGGAAAUGGAGCAACCACCGAGCGCACCGAGUCCUCCUCCCAAACCUACCCAGCAUGAGCCCAUUAGUUUCGGUAUAGACCAGAUCCUGGGCGCGGGGACAGAGCCAGAGAGCGCACGCACCGCCGGACGUCAGAGCGGCUCGGACACAAGCAGCGGGGAUGGCUAUUACAGUUUGUCCAGUCCGACAGGGGCCAGCGCGCCCUCCUACACCGCGCUCUCCAUCUCCCUGUCUGGCAUCAUGCCCCCGGUGGACGCGGCUGGCUCCUACGGGGACAGGAGUUUAGGGAGCAGGGGGGUUAUCCGAGUCCCGGCACACAGACCGGUCACAGCGUCUGGAGCCCCAGCCCCCGUGCAGGGCGCAGUGCCCGGCUUCGGGGGGCUGUGCUUCCCCUGGAUUGGGAACAGGUUUGCGAAAGACAGGAUAUCAGCUGCUCUGGUGCCCUUCGCCGUCACAAGGCGGAUAGGACAUCCGUACCAGAACCGGACGCCUCCAAAGAGGAAAAAACCACGCACGUCUUUUUCCCGUGUGCAGAUCUGUGAGCUGGAGAAGCGCUUCCACCGCCAGAAGUAUCUCGCCAGUGCCGAGCGGGCCGCCCUGGCCAAGAGCCUCAAGAUGACCGACGCACAGGUCAAGACCUGGUUUCAGAACCGCAGGACCAAGUGGAGGAGACAGACAGCGGAGGAGCGUGAGGCGGAGCGUCAACAGGCCAACCGUCUGAUCCUGCAGCUGCAGCAGUCCGCCCUGCACAAGAGCCUGGGAGAGUCCGCGGUGUCGGACCCUCUGUGUGCUCACAACUCCUCUCUGUACGCGCUGCAGAACCUGCAGCCGUGGGCUGAGGAGCGGGAAUAG
Molecule: messenger RNA, 852 nt
Organism: Knipowitschia caucasica
Lineage: Eukaryota; Metazoa; Chordata; Actinopteri; Gobiiformes; Gobiidae
Source: the annotation of a GenBank genome assembly